AUGAUGGAGGACCAGCCGCCCCUCACAUCACCGGGUUCAUUGUGGCGUUGGAAUUUGAUGGAUAGUCAGAGCUCCAUGAGAUCUGAUGAAGAAGGGCAUCUCCCAAACCAAGACAAUGGAAGUUCCGUCAGAUCUGUUGAAGAAGAGAACCUCCCAAACCAGGACAGUUCCAUUUCAACAGCCAAUAACAGUCUUCAUUAUCCAAAGGAUCAAGAUGAACCUCAAGUGUGUGACGUCAACUGUCAACAGGCAAAACCAUCCUUGGCCUGUCCACUUUGCGGUAAGACAUUUACCAAGAAGUCAAAAUUCUCCAAACACGUCAAGUACCACACCGUCAAGAGGCCUCACUCUUGCCCUGAAUGUGACAAGAGCUUCAUCCGGUCUUCUGAUCUGUCCAAGCACACCAUCGUUCACACCGGCGAGAAGCCGUUCGCCUGCAAUGAGUGUGGCAGACGUUUUGUCAGCAAGGCCUACCUCACCAUCCACACCCGAAUCCAUACGGGCGAGAAGCCGUAUUCGUGCUCCGAGUGCAAGAAGCGUUUUGUCAGCAUCUCGGCGCUCAUUGUCCACCAAAAGAUUCAUACGGGAGAAAGACCCCACAUCUGCUCGGAGUGCGGGAAGGGCUUCAUUCGGAAGUCUGACCUGGUCCAGCACCAAAGGGUUCACACUGGAGAGAAGCCCUAUUCUUGCGAUGAGUGUGGCAAACGUUUUUUCAGCAAGCCUCAUCUCGUUGUCCACCAAAGAGUCCACACAGGAGAGCGCCCGUUUUCCUGCGUUGACUGUGGUAAGUGCUUCAGUAGCAAAACGCACCUGGUGGUCCACCGUCGGAUUCACACCGGUGACAGGCCUUACCCAUGUACGGAGUGCGGAAAGUGUUUCAUCCGGAAGGCAGUCUUGGUCCUGCACCAGAGGACCCAUGCUGGGGAGAAGCCAUAUUCUUGUGCUGAGUGCGGGCGCCAUUUUGCUUACAAGAACUACCUGAGCAGCCACCGCAAGAUCCACCUUGGCAUGAAGCCCUUCCCUUGCCCCGAAUGCGGCAAAUGCUUUAUCAGCAACUCUGAAUUGGUGAAACACCAGAGGACUCAUACAGGGGAACGACCCCAUUUUUGUGCAGAGUGCGGCAAAUGCUUCACUAAGAAGUCCCACCUCAACCGCCACUUGAGGAUCCACUCCGGUGACAAGCCUUACUCCUGCAACUGGUGCAGCAAGUGUUUUAUUGUCAACUCUGACCUGGUCAAGCACCAGCUGACCCACACUCGAGAUAAGACCUGUUCCUGCCCAGAAUGUGGCAAGAGCUUCCUUAACAACUCCCACCUUGUUCUCCACAGACGAGUCCACCACGGUGCUGAGCAGUACCCAUGUCCUGAGUGUGGAAAGUGCUUUCCUACUCCCGCCCUCCUUCUGAACCACCAGAGGUCCCACACUGAGGAGAAACCAUUUAUCUGCAGUGAGUGUGGGAAGAGCUUUGUCCGGAAUAUGGAUCUAGUGAAACACCUGAGGAGUCACACGGGUGAGAAGCCUUAUUCUUGCACAGAGUGUGGACGCAGCUUUGCUGAGAAGUCUUACCUUCACAUACACCAGAGGACUCAUACUGGCGAACGGCCUUACCCCUGCCCGUUGUGUGGCAAAUGUUUCAUCAGCAACUCCGACCUAGCCAAGCAUGUGAGGAUUCAUACAGGCGAGCGGCCCCAUGGCUGCACUCGGUGCGGAAAACGCUUUAUAAAAAAGUCACAUCUCACCCGACACGAGACCAUCCAUGUGGAUGUACAGAUUGACUUUCCACUUUGAAUCAGGAAGUCUCAGUGUUCAGGUGAAAACUAAAUGGGGUCCCCCAAAAAAACAGUUGUAGAAGACUGAAUGGGGUCCAACAAACUCCAAUGGCUAUAGAGAAGCAAAUGGGGUCCAUCAAUAUCAAUCAGCUUAGAAGAGAAAAUGGAGUCCAUCAAAACCCAGCUACUCCAACACAUUAAACAGGCCCACCAAAACUAAAUAGCUAUAUGGGACUAGAUGUGGUCUGCUAAAACUCAACAGCCUGGUGAACACUAUUCGGGGUCUCCCAAAAACCAACAGUAAUAGAAGACUGAAUGGGCUCCACCAAAAUCCAUCAGCUUAAAGGAGAAAAUAGGGUCCAUCAAAACCCAGCUGCUCCAACAGAUUAAGCAAGGACCACCAAAACUAAAUAGGGGACUAAAUGUGGUCCACCAAAACCCAGAAACUUGGUGAACACUGAUUGGGGUCCCCCCAAAACCCAACAGCUAUAGAGGAAUGAAUAGAGUUCAGCAAAACCCAAAAGUUACAGAAAACUAAAUAGGGUCCACCUAAAUUCCAACAGUUUAGAGGAGAAAAUAGUCUAUCAAAACCUAAAUUCUCUAAAAUUAAACAACACCCACCAAAACUCAAUAGUUAUAAGGGACUAAAUGUGGUCUGUCAAAACCCGAAAGCCCGGGGAACACCGAUUGGGGUCCCUGAAAACUAAACAGGUAUAGAGAACUAAAUAGGAUGCACCAAAACCCAACAGGUAUAGAAGACUGAAUGGGUUUCCACCAAAAUCUAACAGCUAUAGUCAUACUUAAUGGGGUUCAACAAAAUUCAGUAGCUAUAGGGGAUUAAAUAAGAUCCAUCAAACAGGUCCACCAAAACUCAAUAGCUAUAGGGUCUAAAUGUGAUCCACUAAAAUCCAACAGCUAUUGCGUACUAAAUAGGGACUAGUUGUAGAAGACUGAAUGGGGUCCAAUAAACUCCAACGGCUAUAGAGAAGCAAAUGGGGUCCACCAAAAUCAAUUAGCGUAGAAGAGAAAAUGGGGUCCAUCAAAACCCUGUUGCUCCAACACAUUAAACAGGGCCCACCAAAACGAAAUGGCUAUAUGGGACUAGAUGUUGUCUGCUAAAACCCAACAGCCUGGUGAACACUAAUCAGGGUCUCCCAAAGCCCAACAGUAGUAGAAGAAUGAAUGGGGUCCAUCAAAAUCCAACAGCUAUAAAGAAGCAAAUGGGGUCCACCAAAAUCCAUCAGCUUAAAGGAGCAAAUAGGGUCCAUCAAAACCCAGCUGCUCCAACAGAUUAAGCAAGGACCACCAAAACUAAAUAGGGGACUAAAUGUGUACCACCAAAACCCAGAAACUUGGUGAACACUGGGGUCCCCCAAAAACCCAACAGCUAUAGAGGAAUAAAUAGGGUUCACCAAAACCCAACAGUUACAGAAGACUGAAUAGGGUCCACCAAAUUCCAACAGCUUAGAGGAGCAAAGAGAGUUCAUCAAGUCCCGAAUUCUCUAAACAUUAAACAACGCCCACCAAAACUCAAUAGCUAUAAGGGACUAAAAGUGGUCUAUCAAAACCCAGGAGCCUGGGGAAGACUGAUUGGGGUUUCCCGAAAACUCAACAGGUAUGGAGGACUUAAUAGGAUGCACCAAAACCCAACAGUUAUAGAAGACUGAAUGGGGUCCAUCAAAAUCCAACAGCUAUAAAGAAGCAAAUGGGGUCCACCAAAAUCCAUCAGCUUAAAGGAGCAAAUAGGGUCCAUCAAAACCCAGCUGCUCCAACACAUUAAACAGGGCCCACCAAAACCAAAUAGCUAUAUGGGACUAGAUGUGGUCUACUAAGGCCCAACAGCCUGGUGAACACUAAUCGGGGUCUCCCAAAACCCAACAGUAAUAGAAGAUUGAAUGGGGUCCAUCAAAAUCCAACAGCUAUAAAGAAGCAAAUGGGUCCAUCAAAACCCAGAUGCUCCAACAAGGCCCACUAAAACUAAAUAGCUAUAGGGGACUAAAUGAGGUCAACCAAAACCCAGAAACUUGGUGAACUCUGAUUGGGGUUCCCAAAAACCCAACAGCUAUAGAGGAAUAAAUAGGGUUCACCAAAACCCAACAGUUACAGAAGACUGAAUAGGGUCCACCAAAUUCCAACAGCUUAGAGGAGCAAAGAGAGUUCAUUAAGUCCCGAAUUCUCUAAAAAUUAAACAACGCCCACCAAAACUCAAUAGCUAUAAGGAACUAAAUGUGGUCUAUCAAAACCCAGGAGCCUGGGGAAGACUGAUUGGGGUUUCCCAAAAACUCAACAGGUAUAGAGAACUAAAUAGGAUGCACCAAAACCCAACAGUUCUAGAAGAUUGAAUGGGUUUCCACCAAAAUCUAACAGCUAUAGACAUACUAAAUUAGGUUCAACAAAGUUCAGUAGCUAUAGGGGAUUAAAUGGGAUCCAUCAAACAGGUCCACCAAAACUCAAUAGCUAUAGGGUCUAAAUGUGAUCCACUAAAAUCCAACAGCUAUUGCGUACUAAAUAGGGACUAGUUGUAGAAGACUGAAUGGGGUCCAACAAACACCAACGGCUAUAGAGAAGCAAAUGGGGUCCACCAAAAUCAAUCAGCGUAGAAGAGAAAAUGGGGUCCAUCAAAACCCUGUUGCUCCAACACAUUAAACAGGGCCCACCAAAACGAAAUGGCUAUAUGGGACUAGAUGUUGUCUGCUAAAACCCAACAGCCUGGUGAACACUAAUCGGGGUCUCCCAAAACCCAACAGUAGUAGAAGACUGAAUGGGGUCUAUCAAAAUCCAACAGCUAUAAAGAAGCAAAUGGGGUCCACCAAAAUGCAUCAGCUUAAAGGAGCAAAUAGGGUCCAUCAAAACCCAGUUGCUUCAACAGAUUAAACAAGGGCCAUUAAAACUAAAUGGCUAUAGGGGACUAAAUGUGUACCACCAAAACCCAGAAAAUUGGUGAACACUGGGGUCCCCCAAAGCCCAACAGUAGUAGAAGACUGAAUGGGGUCCAUCAAAAUCCAACAGCUAUAAAGAAUUAAAUGGGGUCCACAACAGCUAUUGCGUACUAAAUAUGGUCUACUAAAAUCUAGUUGCCGUAGAGCAACCAAAGAAUGAAGAAAAUUGAAGUGUAUAGAAUUUUUUUUUUUUUUUUUUAAGUCCUCCUGACGCCGUAAUUCCUAGAUUGCUUUACAAUUUUGCAUGGAGCCCAUGUUUCAUAGCUAUACCCCUGAUUACCUGAGUUCCCACUUAGCAUAUAAACGUAUGGCUCACACUUUAGUCUGAGACCUAUGAAGGUCCAAACCUGCCAGGGUCUAAUUUUUUGUAUUUUUUUUGCAAUUAAAAAAUCUUUCAGCCUU
Molecule: messenger RNA, 5110 nt
Organism: Rana temporaria (common frog)
Lineage: Eukaryota; Metazoa; Chordata; Amphibia; Anura; Ranidae
Product: gastrula zinc finger protein XlCGF26.1-like
Exons: 2
Coding region: 1-1788 (595 amino acids)
Source: RefSeq, a predicted model, not a curated record